Molecule: messenger RNA, 1404 nt
Organism: Melampsora larici-populina 98AG31
Lineage: Eukaryota; Fungi; Basidiomycota; Pucciniomycetes; Pucciniales; Melampsoraceae
Exons: 9
Coding region: 1-1404 (467 amino acids)
Biological process (GO): glutamyl-tRNA aminoacylation
Molecular function (GO): glutamate-tRNA ligase activity; ATP binding; zinc ion binding
Source: RefSeq, a predicted model, not a curated record
AUGAGAUUCAUUCGAUCAACUUGCAGAACUCUCUACAAAACAACCAUACAAAAUACCACCUCACAAAUUCGAUUCCAUGUGACAACUCGACCGGCGCGUUUAAGAUUCGCACCAUCACCCACUGGUUUCUUACAUCUUGGAGGACUUCGAACGGCUCUCUUUAAUCAUCUUUUGGCUAGAAAAAUGGGUGCUCAAUGGAUCUUACGAAUCGAAGAUACAGAUCGGACAAGAUUCGUUGAAGGAGCACUGGAAAGCUUGAUCAAAACACUUCAUUGGGCUGGAUUAGACUAUGACGAAGGACCUGAUCGACCUGGCUCAUGUGGACCUUAUAUUCAAUCCGAAAGGAAACAUAUUUAUCAUGAACAUGCAAAAAAAUUAAUAGAGUCAGAUCAGGCAUACCCUUGUUUUUGUUCACCUAAUCGUCUUUCGGAGAUGCGAGACAGAUUUAGAACAUCCGGUUCUCACCUAGUCUACGAUCGGAAAUGUCUUAACUUAUCUCCAGAAGAAGUUAAAGAUCAAAUCAGUCAAGGGACAUCCCAUGUGAUCAGAUUCAAGGCUAUAGUGCAGAAUACGGAUGAAGCGAUCGAUUGUCAAGAUUCGGUUUAUGGUCAACUGAACUUUCCUAAUGAUACACAAGACGAUGUGAUCUUACUCAAAGCAGAUGGGAUGCCGACUUAUCAUUUCGCUAAUGUCGUGGAUGAUCAUCUGAUGCAUAUUUCACAUGUCUUACGUGGUGAAGAAUGGCUAUCUUCAACUCCAAAGCAUUUGUUACUAUACAAAGCGCUAGGAUUUCAGCCGCCUAACUUUGUGCAUCUUCCAUUGUUGGUCAAUGCCGAUGGAUCGAAACUUAGUAAGCGAUCGGGGGAUGUCCGGGUCGAGGAUUUCAUUGCUAAAGGCUAUGAACCAGAGGCUCUAUUGAAUUUUGUUGCUCUGAUGGGCAUGAACCAUUCCCGACAUGCAUCACUGUCUAAGACCAAAGAUGAAACCACUGACGUCAUGACGAUGGAUGAGAUGAUUUCCAUUUUUUCAGUCGAAUCAAUCAGUAAACACCGAUCUACGAUGUCACAAGCUAAACUUGAUUUUCUCAAUCAACAACAUCUUUCACGGCAAAUCAGUUCAUCAGAUCCGAAACAAAUCCAAGUCUUGGUCUCACGUGCUCGGAAACUAUUAUCUCCCAUUGCUGAUGACGAGCGACGAUUUCCAACCGCGUAUAUGCAGAAAGUCAUGUUUCUAAUGAGAGAUCGCUUACACAUUUUUUCAGAUCUCAAAUACCUUACGGAAUACUUCUUCUGUUUACCUGAUUUGACUUCAUCUGAAGCACAAGCGAUGAAGAGCACUAUCACUCCGGAACAUUAUCGUGAGCGAUCAUGUCAAAGAAGUGAUGCGAAAGCAAAGGCGAGCUAA